This is a messenger RNA of Talaromyces stipitatus ATCC 10500, 2873 nucleotides long. RefSeq lists its product as uncharacterized. The transcript has 3 exons. Gene Ontology annotation, molecular function: protein binding. Bases 1 to 2550 code for a protein of 849 amino acids. NCBI's taxonomy places the organism in Eukaryota, Fungi, Ascomycota, Eurotiomycetes, Eurotiales, Trichocomaceae. The record is from RefSeq and is a predicted model, not a curated record.
AUGGACAAUAAUAACUUGAUCCAGACCUCACCGGGCAUGCUAACCCAGGGAACAGCGACAGACGACGAGGCAGAUAAUACCGUAUCUAGUGCCACCAGCGUCUCUGCCUCAAUGACACAACAUCAGCCUUCGAAAACAGGAAUAAUAGUCUCUAAUGAUGACGUACUCGACAGUUCUCCGACAACUUGCUCUUCAAAUGAGUCUCCGAACCCCAAAAAUCCAUUAAAUCUGCUCGACCUGCCACUUGAUAUUCUCAGGGAGAUCGUCAAGGAGAUCACUCUCACCCAUGACUUGACGUCGCUUGCUCUUACCUGCUCCGCUCUCCAUUCACUGGCCAUUCCCGCUAUGUAUUCGCGAUUCGAUAUCGUCUGGCCGGAACCUGCCCCGGUGUCAGAUCAACCUAUGGGCGUUGAUGCGCUUUCCUACGGCCUGGCAACGUUAGUAAUGGGCGCAAACGUGUUCAAAGAAACACCUCGAGCACGACACAAUAAACAACGGUGCCAGCAUUGCGGGUGCGACGGACCUCGUCAACAAUGUGUUCAUGGCUCAUCAUCUUUACGAACGAAUUAUGGCGGUUUCAGAAUCGGGAACAACUAUGCUCAGUGGACGAAGAAGUUUUGUGUCGGUAAUGGGCCAAAUGACUGGGUGCAAGAAUAUGCAAUUACAAAGGAGACGGGAAAAUUACUAGGGACACUGGUGGCUUUGGCUGUGGCUCGAAUGGCCAAUCUGGAAACUUUUAUCUGGGACAUGCCUACAGGAGUCAUGCGAGACGUCUUCCUUGCUCUUGCUUCAUUGGACGCACGAUCUGGCGAUCGCGAGUGCCAUCUAGAACGAGUCUGGGUUCGAUGGCACGACAACCGUCAGAAGAAUCCCGUGUUCCACACUUGGACUCAUCACAGACCAGUUGUGGAUUUGUAUCAACGUGUCGAAUAUCCUACAUUUUCAGUCUUACCACCUCUCAAGUCCUUGAGCGUACUUAACAUCGAUGAACCGGCAUAUUUGCAAGAAAUGGCUAUUCUCAUAGAACGGUCGCGGAGCAGGUUACGUGAACUGCGCAUUGGAAUGGCUACAACCUGUGCUACUGAUUCGUGGGUGUAUCCGACGGAGUUAGAGCCGACAUCAGAUGAGCCUUCGCGGUCGUCCUUGUUUCCUGGAUGGCCUAAAUCCGGCGGCGUGUUAUCGAUACUAUUAAAUAUUCCUGCCACCGGAAUGGUUCUGCACACAGUAUCUCCUAGUGCAGAGCCGAAUGGGAGCAAAAAUCAUCAUGGUAUUCCAUCUUCUCCGACUUCUAAUAUCCCCAACGAACAGAGUACUGGUGUGACUGUGACUACGCAUAUGCUUGGUGAUUUGACAGUCGACGAGACGCAAGGCACAACAGAUUCUCAAGUUUGGAAUACCACGUCCCUAAAUGCCGACUCGAAUCAAGUCAAGGUUUCGGGAUCACCCGUGGCUACAGCAAGGACAUCAAGUGAAAAACAGGAGAGAUUAAAGCUCGAGAUUUUAGAGUUGGAGAACGUUGUCAUCUAUACGCCGCUGCUAAUGAAGGCUAUUGACUUGACUCGCCUUACUACGCUUACUAUUCUUCAUUGCGAUGAGCACGAAUCUCUCUGGCGAGCGCUACGCCGGAAGUUCUCUCCCUCGACUGAAAGUAGCCGGCAGGGAUCAGAUAACGCAGCCCAAGAAGCUUACCCAUUCAAGCUCAAGCAUCUCCACACAGACCGUGUCUCGCCUUAUCUGAUGCUAUUUUUGAAAGAAGCAAUUGCUCCGAAUACAUUGGAAAGCAUAUAUCUCCAAGAAGGGAGGCUAUACACGACUGUUGUCUCCAUCGAGGCAAUAUAUAAACAUGUGCUGCGUCGGCAGAGAGCCAGCCUGAGGAAAGUCCUGAUUGAUCGUUCACGACGUGGUGAGCCGGUCUCUAUUAACCAUGGGCAUUGGCGUGACUGGAUGUUUCCUCGAGAGGCACUGGCGUUUGUGACAAGUGGUAAAAUGCCUCAACUCCGCGAACUGGGCAUUGGCAUGGAUCGUCGCGAUUGGCAUUUCUUCCUACAGCGGCUUCCUAGAUUAGCCAACCUGCGAGCUCUUUAUUUGCCUAAUAUGUUUGACCCAACUCUUGGGAGAAACAAGCAUCGAGAAUUAGCUCUGCAGAUAUUGGACAUAGUCACCUUACGUCCAGAGAUACAGUUAUGCUACAUUGGAAUCGAGCAUAAAUGUUUCGAGAUUCUUGAGACACCGGUAAAUGAUAAGAUAGAUCGAGAACUAUACCGUGACUCUCCUUGGUAUUCGGAAUCAGAUAGCGAUGAACCUGACGAUCAAACCAAUGGUCACGAUUCUGAAUCUCACAGUGAGGAUGAAGAAGAUGAUGAAGUUGAAGGUGGUGACGAUGAUGUUCAUACGAAUCCACACGCUAUUCUUGAGAUGGAUGAAGACACAGAGGACGACAGCGAGUAUCGACAUAGUAACAACGGCUCACGCUUCGUCUUCAGACUCCGCGAGAUCCUUUUCUACGAUGAUAAGAUAUCCGUCUUCAAAUCCCGACACUGCAGUUUAUAAGCUACACACGGUAUUAUCGAUGCUUUAUUUGAUUUGAUUUCUUACAUUCUUGCUGUUUACUCGAGCGGCACACGAAAAAGCAACAUGACCAUCAAUCAUCGGUCGAUAGCGGCGUCCGGAGUGAUUUGUUAUUUUAUUGCAAGGUAAUAAGACUAGACAAAGGCAGGAUUUCAUUCUAUGGUAAAGAUGAAGGGAAAAACCGGCCAUAAGCUGGUUCAUGGUUAGGGUUUCUGGGUUGGUGACGGCGAAUAUGACUUAUGAGAGAUACCAAUGAUUAUUAUACGUAGUUUGAGGAAUUUACUGCGAAUCAUCAUACCUUUGUU